Rhododendron vialii is the source of this 4710-nucleotide messenger RNA. Its product is annotated as pentatricopeptide repeat-containing protein At1g63330-like. Gene Ontology annotation, molecular function: protein binding. The record is from RefSeq and is a predicted model, not a curated record. The coding region runs from base 253 to 2427 and encodes 724 amino acids. Lineage: Eukaryota; Viridiplantae; Streptophyta; Magnoliopsida; Ericales; Ericaceae. The transcript has 2 exons.
UGUGAAAAGGGACAUAGAAGACGGCUUCAGGAGAUCCAACCCACUGAGUGGCCUCGACGAGUCCUCCCCUCUAGUCUCCUGCUAAAUUCUAGGGUUACUGUUCUGUGCCUCUCCCAUCGCCUGAUUCAACCAAUUUCAGGUGAGAAAUAAGUCGUUUCUUCAUCAUCUUCCUUCAUUCAAAGACAUGAAAUUAUAUAGACGCAUUUGCAUAAUUUCUGAAGAAAUAGCAGAAGUUGUUCAUGAGCUCACUCAAUGGCUGUAAAGCUCUCAUCUUUGACAUAUUCCAAGAAAAUCCCCAACUGGGUUUAUUUUCGUGCAUAUGUUUCUUCAGUGUCUCGUGCAAAUAAGGUCCAAAUUAUCCCAGAAAACGACCAGAACCUGCCAAAUACCUCUGAAUUUGAAGAAAAGAUUCAGUUUUUGAGGAACCAGCUUCACCCGACUAGCUUAAUUAGGGUUUUGGACUCAACCCACGAUUUAAGCUCUUCAUUGAAGCUGUUCAAAUGGGUUUCCCUCCAAAAAAGGUUUCGGCACACUGCCGGGACCUAUUAUCAGAUGAUAUUGAAGUUGGGUAUGGCAGGAAAUGUGGAGGAAAUGGAGGGUUUUUGCAAUGAGAUGGUGAGGGAGAGAUGUCCUGGUACGGAGGAAGCAUUUGCGGCAUUGAUUGAUUCGUUUGUUAGACACGGUAGGCUCAAUGAAGCUUCACGGGUUCUUGUGGCCAUGAAUUUGGGUGGUUAUAAGCCAACAAUUGGUUUAUUUAAUGUUUUGUUGGGUGCAAUGGUGGGGGAGAAGAGAGGUUUUCAAGAUGUCUUGUUUGUUUACAAGGAGAUGGUGAAAGCAGGUAUUGUUCUCACCACAGAGACUUUGAACUAUCUGAUUGAGGCUUUGUUUGACGAUGAUCGGAUUGGGACUGCUUUGGACCAAUACAGAAGGAUGAACAAGAAAGGGUGUAGUCCUAAUAGCAGGACCUUUGAGAUACUCAUCAGCCGGCUUGCUGUAAGAAAUCUAGUGGAUGAAUCAAUUGUUGUUCUGGAUGAGGUGGUUGGGCUUAAGUUUGAACCAAGUUUGAGUUUUUAUAGCAGUAUUGUACCCAUAUUUUGUUGGUUGAAUAACCUAGAGGUAGUAAUGAGGCUUUUCAAAAUGAUGAAAGCUUCCAAUAUUUCACCAGAUUCUCAACUGUAUGAGGUUUUGAUUCAGUGUUUGUGCGACAACCAUCGAUUAAAUGAUGCAAUAAACCUUGUGGAAGAGAUGAAAGCUAUUGAUUUAACACCAUCUGAUGAUAUUUUGGCAGAUAUAGUCAAUUGCUUUUGUACAUUAGGCAAAGCUGACGAGGCUACACAAUUUUUGGAGAAUAAACAUGUUGUGGGGAGUCAUCCUCACAAUGUGUUGCUUGGAGGUUAUUGUAGUGCUGGUAACUUAUUCGCAGCAGAAGUUUUAUUUUUCGACAUGUUACAGAGGAAUAUAGCUGAUACGGUUUCUUGGAAUGUACUCAUCAGAUGGGUUUCUGAGAAUGUGGGUAUUAAUAAUGCUUUAGAAUUUCUGAGUAGAAUGAUUGUUUCCUCAUAUGUCCCCGACUAUGCCACAUACUCUGCCAUUGUUGUUGGUAAGUGUAGACUUUCCAAAUACAAGGAUGCACUAGAGCUAUUUCAUCAGAUUCGUGCAAAAUCUUGGGUUUUGGAUUCCACCUCUUAUGGUGAGCUAGUUGAAUGCCUGUGUCAGAGUCAAAUGAUCCAAGAGGCCGAUGAAGUGUUUUGCUAUAUGUCUGAUAAAAAAUGCACCCUCCAGUUGUCCUCAUUCACCUCGUUGAUCAAGGGACUUUGUGUAACUGGAAAUGUUCAUAGAGCAAUCAGUUUGUUAUCAUUAGCUUAUUGUUUGGGUACUUCUUGUUCUACUGCAACUUACAAUGCUAUAAUGUUAGGCUUAUCAAAGUUAGGGAAGGAAGAUGACCUCAUGGUAGUUCUGUCUAGAAUGUUGGUGGAGGGUCAUGCUCCUGAUGGGGAAACGUACGGUCUGCUCAUAGAAAGCAUGAUUGCUCUUGGUCGCAUAGAUGAUUGUGUUUUGUUUUUUAAUCUAAUGGCAAGUCAGGGGCUAUCACCUGAUUCGGAAAUGCUAACUUAUCUACUAUCAUGCUUGGCCAAGCGGUCUCAGCUGCAUAUGAUUUUGCUUGCACUCGAUAAGCUUAUCAUAAAUCAUGCACUACUUAGUUCGGCAAUGUGCAACGUACUGACUAAUGGUCUUUGGAAAGAGGGAUACAAAAGUGAGGCUUGUCGAAUGUUAGAUAUGAUGUUGGAGAAGGGUUGGGUUCCGGAUGCGUCUACUCAUGGACUGCUGAUGCGGUCUGUUGUUAGAGAGGAAGGAGAGUGCAAGUUAGAUAAUGAUAACCCAGAUAAGAUUAGCAACAUACUUGCAGAUGGAUUAGGCAAGACUUAAAUUGGAUUGACUUCCUCAAACUUUCAGGAUCAACCAAAUUUUCAGUGCCGGGUUUGGACCGACAAGUGAUAUUUCCUUUACAUGGUGGUUGUUCUUAUCACACUCUCCAGUCCUGGACGGUUUUCAGAUCCCAGUAGGUUCAGUCCUCCAGGGCCAGAGAUUGUUGACAUGCCCGGUACAGGGCGGAGACACAAUUUUCUACUGCAAAAGGUUCUACCCAACAUGCAAGAGUGGAAGAUGAAACUUCUUUCACAAGCCAGAAGAGAGCUCCUGAUUAAAGCAGUUGUCAAUCUGUAAUUGCCGAUGGGCAUCUGCUUCCCUUCAGCUGAUUUUAUAGUAGCAAGCAGGGGUAGACAGGUUUCUUGGGUUUCGUCGUGCUUGAUUCAGGGAAGGGAUUUCCCGGAAUAAGACUUACCUUGGCAAGUCAGAGUAUUGACUUUUGAACUUGUAAACAAGUGAUCUUAUUGAGAGAAAAUGGUCUUCAAGAUGUCUUUUUUCUAUGUUUUCUGGAGAAUGAGUGCUUUCCUGUUUUCCACAAUAAUGUCUCAAAAAAAUUCCCAAUUCGUCAACCAAAUUAGUUUUCUAAACAUUGUUUUGAGCCAAAUUUUGAAAAUUGUAACCAAAUAGGCAGAUAGUUUCUCCAUCCCUAUUUCUGUUGCUGACAGAGAUGAUCAGUUAGAUUGGCAUUUUGAUUGUGGAGCUGUAUACUUGCUUAAAUCUGACUACCUACAAGCUCUUGACAUGCCGAAUGCUAAGUCCUCCUCGGCUCCUCCUCCUUGCAGUCUCCGCUGCAGCUAUGGAAACACUUUUGGCAGCAGAGCAUGUCUAAAGCUCUUAGCCGCCAAAGACGAUCUUGAGCAAAAGGAAGCAGUCUUCACCAACACAUGCCCGAUUUCUGGUAACUUUGAAGAGUCGGUUAAGCGCUUCUUGUUUCACUGGGAAUGGAUAAAGGCAGGGUGGUUUGAAAGCUCCAUGAAGUAUAAGGUGCAAGGACGCUCUAUUCAUUCUACCAUGGCGCAAAACUUCAUCUUUUAUGCAAUCUUUUCAAAAUGACAAGGAUAGAAGCAUUCUCUUUCCACUACUUACAUGGCUUCUAAAGUCUCAGUCUGGUAACACCAGGUAGAGAGUCUUGGGUUCAUCAUGUUCGGCUCCUAUCUAAUACGUAGGAUACUGGGUAGAUGGCAAUGCCCUUGCUGUGGCUGCUUCAAAGUGAAUUGUGAUGUACCAGUAAAAAAAUGAUGGAUUUUCGGCCCCUAUUGAAACUGUUCAUCAACACAAGUGCUUGCUAGAUUGAUGGUACCGUUCAAAUAAUUCCCGUUGGCAUCAAGCUUUUGGCUUCUGAUGCUUAUGCAACUUUCUCCUUCGGUUGGUGUGGCAGAGAUAUUGAAUUCGAGUUUCUUAUUGGAUAUCUAUUUCUUAUUUUAAUGGUUUUCUUGCCCAUGAUUGGGUUGUCCUGAGUUUUUUACAUUCAAGUGUUUAAUGCCUAUUUUGUUCUCAGCUCAAGAAACUAGCUGGUUUGAGAAGGUUUGGUCAGAAAAGCCUUGAUCUUAACCUCUGUUACCUCUCCAUCAGCAAAUCCUUGUUUGGGUACCUGAGCUGAAUUUUAGUAAUCCUGGAUUUUCUCUCUGUUGAUAUGGUUGUCUCGACUCUCGACGCUCAACCACCUUUUCUCCCCUUCUUUCGAGAGUUGCAAUCACCUUUUGUGCGUCCACUAUGUUACAUGCUUAAGCAGAUGAAACACGGGUGCAACCGUCACCAGACUUGCAGCCAGAAGAAGUGGUCAUUCUAUUGGUGCAGGGGUUGCUCCCACAAUGCUCCCAACACUAGCAUUUCUGGUGCUCUACGUUCAGAUCAUCUGCACUCGGUAUUCCUGUUGAACUACAGCAGCUACAAAGACAUGCUGCCAGGGCAUGGAUAUGGGUGGCCACACUGAUUGCUGCAAACACCGCUACUUCCCCUCACGCCUGUAGUUGUAUCCUCACCUGCUUUGCGGUGUAGUUCACUAGACUGCUUGGGCUCAACUCGUGUCCAUUUGGAUAAGAAUUCGUCCAAGAUCAACUCGUGUUGUAAAACAAAAAAAGCAUGAAUAUAUUCCAAGGAACAUAUAAUGUUUUGGGCUUGGUUUGAUCUCGGCAUGAUAAAGCUAAUACAACAUUAAAAACCAUGUUAAUCAAGCUAAUUGAGCUUGCCUCUUUGGUUGAUGUAAUUGAAUUGAUGUAAUUGAACGUUUUUGGCUUUAAGUCUCUAACAUUGAAAUAAUUGAAACCUGAACACAUUUUGAUA